UUAAAAAGUGUUUCACCCAUGUCCAGCAUUUCACAGGGAGGCAGCUGCAGGCCUUGGGAAACUGUUCAGCCCAAUUGCUGCAUAGAUCUGGUUGGGGUUUUCCAGCUGGGACUAUGCGGAAGUUUAGUCAAGCUUCCAAACUAACAAAUUUGCAAUAGAACAAAAUCCACAAACCAUUUUUUAGGGGAGGCGGCGGGGGAGAUCCAAUUCUGUUUUUCCAUACAAGUUUGGAGCUAUUUUUUCCCCUCUUUCAUAUCCUUGAAGCCUGAGCCAAAUCCAGUUACAAAUCUCGGAGCACGGACAGCAUAGAGCCAGCAAUGGAUCCCUCCGUGAGUAGCUGUAUGCGAAGUCCCCGUCCCACUACCCCACUCUGGGGGUGCCUGCGGAAUGCCCAUGCGGAGCUCAGCACAGCAGCAGGAGCGCAUCAUUACCCACAAGCACCAUUCUCAUUCCAUCAAAAACCAGACUUUGCUGCAUAUUCCGAUUUCUCAGCCUCUUGUUUGGCCACUGCCCCCCACAGCUUCCCCCGAGAGGAACGCAUGUUCGCAGAGCAGCACCCUUCUUUCCAGCAUUCUGACUGGCACUUUGCAGCAUCCGAGGCCAGAAGGCGGCUAAAUCCAGGACUGGCCUUGGGUUCUGGGGAACUAGAAAGCAGCAGCCCAAACCUAGUGGCUGCUGCAGGGGGCAUGAAUGAAGAUUAUGGGGUACCAGGAAACACUACAAAUGAAACUGAGAAAAAGUCAUCCAAAAGGAAAAAGGAAACCUCAGAAAACCAGGAUUCCAGUCGGAAGCCAGAAGCCAGCAGCAAAGCACGGAAGGAGAGGACAGCGUUCACCAAGGAGCAGCUGCGGGAAUUAGAAGCUGAAUUUGCUCACCAUAAUUACUUGACAAGGCUCAGGAGAUAUGAGAUAGCUGUGAAUCUGGACCUCACCGAGAGACAGGUUAAAGUGUGGUUUCAAAACCGAAGGAUGAAGUGGAAACGUGUGAAGGGCGGGCAGCCAGUGUCCCCUCACGAGCAUGACACAGAAGAUAUGGACUCUGCUGCCUCCCCGAGCUCUGAAUAGCUCCUCGCCAGUAGUAACGUACUGACGAAUGCAGGAAGGGUUGUCAGUCAGAGAACUGACGCCACACAGUUUAGCAGCAGCUGUAUCAUUAACAGGUGCCCCUCCCUGCUCAAAUCAUCUCAUCCUCCUGUGUGUGACUGUGGAAGUGGUGUGCCUUAACAUGCCUUCGGAACUGUAAAGGGCACACAGGAAAAUCCAGAGGAGGGUCUGACUGAACUCUCACCACUGCCAUCUUGGCAAUGCCAGUAUUUCUUCAAAAUAAUAACUAAACCCAUUGACUAUGAAACAAAUAAAGCUGACUAGAGCUGGAUUUCUAAGAA
Messenger RNA from Chrysemys picta bellii (western painted turtle), 1384 nucleotides. It is a transcript of the gene MEOX1, whose product is annotated as mesenchyme homeobox 1. The record is from RefSeq and is a predicted model, not a curated record. Gene Ontology annotation, biological process: positive regulation of transcription by RNA polymerase II; somite development. Gene Ontology annotation, cellular component: nucleus. Gene Ontology annotation, molecular function: DNA-binding transcription factor activity, RNA polymerase II-specific; RNA polymerase II cis-regulatory region sequence-specific DNA binding. NCBI's taxonomy places the organism in Eukaryota, Metazoa, Chordata, Testudines, Emydidae.